Molecule: messenger RNA, 3134 nt
Organism: Pundamilia nyererei
Lineage: Eukaryota; Metazoa; Chordata; Actinopteri; Cichliformes; Cichlidae
Gene: ankrd33bb
Product: ankyrin repeat domain 33Bb
Exons: 4
Coding region: 659-2119 (486 amino acids)
Molecular function (GO): protein binding
Source: RefSeq, a predicted model, not a curated record
AACCCAGUGUUCCCCCGUGAGCAAACACGGGAUUAACUGCUCAGUUGUGUCAGUUUUGAACCAAUACGACCGCGCUGAUUCUUCUGCUUUCAAAAAGACAACUUUAGCUUUAACUUCUAACCGAGACUUGGAAAAUUCAAGCUGCAUGUUGGAUUUCCAGUGCAAUGAUCAUACAAUCUGAUGAACGGGGCUGGUGGUGCCUUUGCAAAGAGUCACACGGAGAAGCGCAGUGGCUUUCGUGCAUUUCAUAAUUUUCUCUGACUUUUUUUGAAAAUGGAAAUUUCAUCAGAGAAAGAUUAGGAUGCUUUAUUCUGCUUUACUCUUUUUUUCAUCACUUUAACAGCCCAGAGCAACUGAUCAUGCACACGAUCAAGCCUUUGAUGACACUGUGUUUUGGAGUCUUCGGGAAUCCUAACCUCUUUGGCACCGACAAAGACUUAUCAGUAGUGAUAAAGGAUUGUCCUUGUUCGUUUGGGAAAUCCAACGCAGCAAAAAACUGAUGGAAGUCGGGAAACUGGCAGGAUUGAGUUUCCUGGGGGGUAGAAGGAAUCAUCAUAUUUCAGAGAGCCAAUGGACUCCAAGGUAAUUGAGAAUUCCUAGAUUUCUUCUGGCUCCCACAAGGAUUUUCGAAGAGUGUUUUGGACGGAGGAGGAUUUAAAUGGUGCUAAUAACGGAGGAACAAGGUAAAGGUUCAAAGGUUCAAGAGAAUGGAGUGGCUGGAGGAGUCAGAAUUAGUAAGACUGAGUAUAGAACCAAUAAAGUGGAUAUGGAUAUUCCUGUCAUGUCCAUCACCAAGGCUGGCAAAGACGACGAUGAGAGCGAGGAAUCAAGCGAGGCAGAUAAUGAGGAACUUGAAAUCGAUUACACUCGAAAUUACUGGGAGGAUGAGGAUGAUAUCUACCAGGAAUUUGAAGAGUUGGACUUUGAGACCUUGCCCGAUCGCUCAGACACACAGAGCAUUGCCUCAGAUGACUCCUUCUAUCCCCUCGACAAUUCAGUCACCUCUCACAUGCGCUACUCGUUUAGCUCUGACAGUCCAGAGCCCAUCUCCUUCUUCAAGGCCUGCUGCAACAACAAUGCCGUCAUUGUCAAGAUCAUGAUCAGACAAGGAGUGACUGAAGAGGAAGUGAAGGAGACGGACAGAAACAGAAGAGUUGGUCAUGCCAUCAUUUCCAACUACCUACUAAACUACUUUCCUGGUCUGGACAUCGAGAGGAGGAACUGUCACGGUUUCACAGCUUUGAUGAAGGCUGCCAUGCAGGGCCGGGCUGAGUGUGUUAGAUCGAUCAUGUUGGCAGGAGGUGAUAUCCAGGCUCGGGACUUUGGCCGGAAAAUGACACCCAAGGAGUGGGCGCUCUUCACCGGUCGGUAUGAAACAGCCCGCCUGAUGAGUCGGCUGAUGUCCAACCCUUGUCCUGAGCAGUUCUGUGACUCCUUCUCCCUGGAGUGGCCACUGCUGGAGGAGUUGGUGGCCCAGGCCCAAGAGCCAAAGACCUGUAAGCAGCGUUUGAUCAACCUUCUUUCCUGCUGCCCUUAUAGAUUUUACAUCAACAACAAGGUAAAACCUAUGGAAGAUGGUGUCCUUGAACACAUGGUCCGGAUCACCACGGGACUGUCCAGUCCGCUUAUCGCCACAGCUUGCCGCACGGUGUGCCCGAGCAGCCCGCCGUGCAUCGGAAAACGUCGUCACGCAGUGCAAGAGAUUCUAAAGAGGCAACGUCUGGCGGAGCUGAAGCGCCUGGGCCCAGAGAGGCUAAACAACUACAAGAAACUUUUCCAGAACUCACGGAUCCUCCUCAUCCCCAGGGAGAAGGAUCGGAGGGCCAGUCUCCAGCCUCAGCUGCUAAACAACAUGGCAGUGGCGUCCACAGUGGCCAUAAGACGAGCCAGCCUGCUGCCACUCCAUAUGCUGAGGAGAAGCAGUGUGAGGCCGGGCCUAGUGGUUCCCAAGGUGAGGCUCUGCAAGGCCCCAGCUCCAAGCUACAAACCAGAAAAACUCAGAAGGAACAGUAACCAGAACCAGCUCCAGAUACCCAAGUGGGAUUAUAAAAUGAAGAAAAUAGGGAGGAUGCAGGAGGAGGAGCGGCAACGACUGCUACCCCUGAUUAGGAGAAGAUGAAGGACCAAAGAAAGCUAAAGGAGACGUGACUUACUGUAGCUUCAAAGUGCUCAGUGUAAAUCUCGACAUGGCUCUCAAAAUGCAUAUUCUUGCAGAAAAAGACACUUUGUAGACCAAACUGCUCAUUGUCUUCUUUGUUAGGGUUUCCUGCAAUGUUGCCUUUUUUUCUACUUGAAACCACUCUUACUUUUCAAGGUGCACUUUGUGCUGGAAUGUGGCAGAUAUGGGAGCACAAGAAAAAUAUCAUGUACAUGUAACAUAAUAUCUCUUAUUUGUAUGUCUGUUGGUAUGCUGACAACAUUCAUUGUGUAUUAUUAUGCAUUCUAUGGAAUGUGGCAGAGAGUGGUGAGAUGCUUAUUCAAAAAAAGGAAAACAUCACACAUUACUCAUUACUUUUCUUAAAAGUAACACAGUACUUAAUUACUCAUCAUAGAAAGUAAUCUGUGGACACUAACGGUUACAUUACUUACAUGUUACUCUAUAAUAAGUCCUGAAAUGCACUGUCACAUUAACUAUAAACCUGAGGCUACAGUCCCACACACUGACACAAAUCCCUAUCCUGAUGAGGGCACAGCGUUAGCUUUAAACACAAAACCUACAACAAAACACAAAAACGAAAUCAGGACAAAGAGAAUUUAAAGGGAUUAUAGAAAAAAACCUCAUCACUGCCUUUAUUACCUAUCUAAACCCAGGCUCUAUCUGCUGGGGUGGGCUCUUCAUCCGCCCAGCUAUACCCCUCAGCUAGCUAUUCGCUAGCUUUGUGUUAGCAAUAGCAUGCUAUCUAUGCAGAUGCCCCUGAAGAGCUAAUGUUGUGUUAGCAGUAUAACACACGUGUCUGUCCUGAAUGCAGUUUGCACUUUGCAGUUUUGUUCUCUCAUGUUCUCUCAAAAUAAAAGUUGUAGACCUUUUUUUUAAAUUUUCCUCCUCCCUUAACUGAAAUGAGCGGAUUACAGUGCAAGUGCACAUCAGGACGAAGUCAUAAUUGAUAGUUUUUUUUCCUUCUACCUGCCCAUUG